AUGGAGAUGCUUAUGCAUAGAGCAAAUGUCCAAGAAGAUGAGGAGACUACCAUGGUGCGGUUUGUAGAUGGUUUGAACGUUUUGAUAGCCAAUGUUCUUGAUCUUCAAACCUACAUUGAUUUUGAAGAUACGGUACGCAAGGCAAUUGAGAUUGAGCGACAGUUUCAACAACGUCAAUCUCGUCCAUUUAGUACUUCACAAUAUUAUAGAGGUACGAGUUCUAAUUCUACUUUCAAGAAUUCAAAAUUUCUUUCUGCUACUAAUAAGUUACUACCAAAACAUGAUGAGACUAAAUCUUUUGAGGGGAAAAGUGGGGCUCCUACAAAACCUUCUUCUUCAUCUUCUAAGCAGCUCACUUCUACUACUUUACCAAAACAACAACGAGCUCCUGAAAUUGAAUGUUUUAAGUGCAAAGGGCGUGGGCACUAUAGCCGUGAUUGUGCCAACACAAGACUUUUGUUGAUCAAAGAAGAUGGUGAUUAUACUUCUGAUUCCGAUAAAAUAGAUCCAAAUAUGCCCAAAUUAAUUGAUGAUGUCAACGAUGGCUGUAAAUUUUAUGGUGAAGAAGAGUUGGUGGAACCACUAACUCAUCCCCGUUGUUUAGUUGUGAGGCGCAUGCUUAACAUCCAAUUGAAGGAUGAUCAUGAUCUUCAACGGAGUACUAUAUUCCAUUCGAGGUGUUUGAUUAAAGGUACACUUUGCUCAUCUAUCAUUGAUAGUGGAAGUUGUGCUAACGUUGUGAGCAACUACCUUGUGGAUUCUCUUGCUUUUCCAUGUAGCAAACACCCUACACCAUACCAUUUUCAAUGGCUUAACGAAGGUUCGGAGGUCCGUGUGGUAAAACAGUGCUUGAUCACUUUUAAACUUGGGACUUACAUUGAUGAUGUUUGGUGUGAUGUUGUUCCCAUGCAUGCCGCCCACUUGUUACUUGGUAGACCAUGGCAGUACGAUCGUGAUGUUAUUCAUCAUGAUAUUCACAAUGAUCAAAUCGACAUGAUGAAGUUUUGUAAGGAGGUUAUGGGAAGUAAGACACAAAAUUCAAAAAAGGCUGAGAGAAAAGAGGUCUCUAGUGAAAAAAGCCAAAUUAAUGAUGACCCAAUGGAAUAUGAAGAUAUUUUUGAAGAAGCACCUAAAAGAUUACCACCUUUGAGGGCUUAUCGAAGCAAUCCCGAGGAGAAGAAGGAGUUACAAAAGCAAGUAGAUGAACUUUUGGCACAAGGUCACAUUCGUGAAAGUUUUAAGUCCUUGUGCAGUGCCGAUAAAAUGGUGCCAAAGAAAGAUGGUUUUAUAGUAAGUGCUCAAGGUAUUCAUGUCGAUGAGGACAAAGUAAAGGCAAUCAGAGAGUGGCCCACUCUUAAAUCAAUUACUGAGGUGAGAUCUUUCCAUGGUUUAGUAAGUUUUUAUAGACGUUUUGUGAAGGAUUUCUCCACUAUUGCUGCUCCAUUAACUGAGAUUAUUAAAAAAUCUGUGGGUUUUAAGUGGGGAGAAGUUCAGGAAAAGGCUUGUCAAACUUUAAAGGAUAAGUUAUGUUCUGCUCCGGUUCUUAAAUUACCUAAUUUUUCUAAUACUUUUGAACUUGAAUGUAAUGCUUCAGGUAUUGGAAUUGGUGCUAUGUUGAUGCAAGAAAAAAGGCCAAUCGCAUAUUUUAGUGAAAAACUGACAAGGGCGCAAUUAAACUACUCAACUUACGAUAAGGAGUUGUUAGCAUUAGUUCGAGCUCUACAAGUUUGGCAACAUUACUUACUGGCAAAUAAGUUCGUUAUCCAUACAAAUCAUGAAUCUUUAAAAUGGUUAAAGGGACAAGGUUAUGUGUUCCACAAUGUUCUAUGA
Gossypium arboreum is the source of this 1830-nucleotide messenger RNA. RefSeq lists its product as uncharacterized. Bases 1 to 1830 code for a protein of 609 amino acids. Gene Ontology annotation, molecular function: nucleic acid binding; zinc ion binding. Lineage: Eukaryota; Viridiplantae; Streptophyta; Magnoliopsida; Malvales; Malvaceae. The record is from RefSeq and is a predicted model, not a curated record. The transcript has 5 exons.